ACAAGGACAACCACCCUAGCAGCAUGAGUUCACACAAUAGAAGAGAGUUAUGAGAGACACUCAGCUAUAUACCACUUAUGCGCUCACUAUUCAGUCACGGUGUAAGUUUUUGUGUGUGUUAAAGCUUUGUAUAGCUGGCUAAGAUAGCUGAUAGCUAACAGUUUUCUAGCCUAUAACCUCUGUUGUUGACAAGUGGCGUUCAAGUACCUGUGGAGUUGACUGCAUCCGCCUGGCAAACAAGCUGCAGCCAUGGGGUUGGUGAAGAGCUUCUGUGAGGCCAAUACCUCUAUCUCCCACACCUGGGUGGAUGAAGGCAUCUCCCCCUGCUUCUACUUCACACUGGUCCCUUCGGUCCUUCUGACUAUCGCCUUUUUCCUCGGCACCAUCCACUGCAUAUGCUUUCAGAAGUAUGGCACAGCAAUGGAACCCAAGUUUAUCCCUCGCUCUCGCCUAUACGGCCUCCAGCAGGCCAUCUCCAUCCUUCUCCUUGUCCAGUUUCUGAGUGGGUUAGUGUGGCAAGCUACGACUGGAGCAGAGCUCCCAGGCUAUGUCGUGCUGUACGGCUGCUUUUCUGCACUGGGCUGGGUCUGGGCUAUUGCCUUGCUCAGGGUGGAGAGACGGAGGGUCUUGGUGAUGGACCGGACUAGGGGCCACAGUGCAGCUCUUCUGCUGUUCUGGGCUGUGGCAUUCUCAGCUGAGAACCUGGCUUUCGUCUCCUGGUACAGUCCUCACUGGUGGUGGAGCCUUGAGAACAACAAACAGCAGGUGCAGUUUGCUCUGUGGCUGAUGCGAUAUGUUGGCACGGGGCUGCUCUUCUUCAUUGGUCUCAAAGCUCCCGGGUUGCCACGGAGACCAUACAUGUUACUGAUAAAUGAAGAUGAGCGGGAUGUAGAACAGAGUGGUCAGAGCCUGCUCGGGACAACAGACGAGAACCAGUCUACUUGGCAGGGUUUCUGGAAGAAGGUCCGUCUGCUUUUGCCAUAUAUGUGGCCCCGAGGCAACCUCUUCCUCCAGAUGCUGGUCGUCUUCUGUUUGGGCCUGCUGGGAGUCGAGAGGGCUAUCAAUGUCUUUGUACCAAUUUAUAACAAAAAUAUUGUGAAUGAACUGACUGAUGGCAGCAGUUGGCACACUCUGGCCACUACAGUGAUCAUCUAUGUCUUUCUCAAGUUCAUGCAGGGCGGAGGAGCAGGUGCAUCUGGGUUUAUCAGUAACUUGCGCUCCUUCCUGUGGAUCCGGGUGCAGCAGUACACCAACCGUGUGGUUCAGGUGCGUUUGUUUGCCCACUUGCACUCCCUCUCCCUGCGUUGGCAUCUGGGCCGCAAAACAGGCGAUGUGUUGAGAAGCAUUGACCGUGGCACCUCCUCCAUUAACAGCCUGCUCAGCUACAUAGUGUUCAGCAUCUUCCCAACCAUUGCUGACAUCGUCAUUUCCAUCGUUUACUUCAUCACCUAUUUCAACGCAUGGUUUGGCCUUAUUGUCUUCAUCUGCAUGGCCCUGUACCUCACUCUGACCAUCAUCAUCACUGAAUGGAGAACCAAGUACAGACGAGACAUGAAUCUGCAGGACAACAAUGCCAAGUCCAAAGCUGUGGACUCUUUGUUAAACUUUGAGACGGUAAAAUACUACAAUGCAGAGAACUAUGAGGUUGGCCGUUAUGAGGAUGCCAUCCUAAAAUAUCAGGCGUCAGAGUGGAUGACCCAGGCAACCCUGGCCUUCCUCAACCAAACGCAGAACUUAAUCAUCGGAUCAGGCCUGCUGGCCGGCUCUCUGCUCUGUGCCUACUUUGUGACUGAAGGAAAAUUUCAGGUUGGAGAUUAUGUUCUCUUUGGUACUUACAUCAUCCAGCUGUACACCCCCCUCAACUGGUUUGGCACCUACUACAGAAUGAUCCAGAAUUCGUUCAUUGAUAUGGAAUGCAUGUUCAAACUUUUUGAAGAGGAGGAAGAGGUGAAAGAUGAAGUAAAUGCAGGGAAUCUUCUCUAUAAACUAGGAAAAGUGGAGUUUGAGAAUGUUUACUUCAGCUACACAAAUGGCAAGGAGAUCCUCAAGGAUGUUUCCUUCACUGUGCUGCCUGGACAGACAGUUGCAUUGGUGGGACCAUCAGGGUCUGGAAAGAGCACUAUCAUUCGACUUAUCUUCCGUUUCUAUGACAUUCACGGAGGCUGCAUUCGCAUCGAUGGCCAGGAUAUAUCAAAAGUGAAGCAGACAUCUCUGCGAGCUCAUAUUGGCGUGGUUCCCCAGGAUACUGUGCUUUUCAACAACGCCAUCCGGGACAACAUUCGCUACGGUCGCAUCUCUGCAAGCGACCGGGAGGUGGAGGAGGCUGCAAUCGCUGCUGAUAUCCACAGUAAAAUCAUGACUUUCCCUGAAGGUUAUGAUACUCAGGUGGGUGAAAGAGGUCUGAAGCUGAGUGGAGGAGAGAAGCAGAGGGUGGCUAUAGCCAGAACUAUCCUCAAAGCGCCACAGAUCAUCCUGCUGGAUGAGGCCACAUCUGCGCUAGAUACACAGACAGAACGCAACAUCCAGGCCUCACUGGCUAAAGUCUGUGUUAACCGUACAACAGUUGUUGUAGCUCACAGGUUGUCCACCAUCAUCGGAGCAGACCAGAUUCUGGUUAUCAAUGAUGGUCGGAUUGCUGAGCGAGGGGGACAUGAGGAGUUACUACUGAAGGGCGGCCUGUAUGCAGACAUGUGGAUGAAUCAGCAGCAAGCCAUGGAUGUGGAUUCUGCGUCAGACACUGAAGCCAAAGACCGCAAUUCUGAGAAACUGCAGCCACCAUCAGCCUCUUCAGGCCACGGCCACUGAAUGUAUAUUUUUUUGUUUAGUUUUGUAAGAGAACUCUACAUUUUAUAUAUCCCUCACCUUUUUAAAGUUGAUAAAUGACUUCAGCAUCAUGGAACACUCAGUUAUGUUAAAAACAUUUUGUGUUAUUAUUUUUUUUUUAGGUUUAAAACUGAAUGUGCAAUGAGAUGUCAAAGAGACAAUAGAUUCUGCCUUAAAAAACUGAGUAACAAACACUCCUGAAGAGUCUAAAUGUAUUAAAAGACAUCAGUCUUUAUCCACAAAGUUAUACCCAAGGUUAUACCCAAAGCAGAUACAGAUACUUAUUAUGGCUUUAAUCUUUUUUGAAGAACUACAUAAUGACACUGAAGACUGAAAACAUGUUGGCUCAUGGCUUCUUCAGGAUUACACCCUGAAGUGUUUAAACUUGUAGAACCUGAAGUUGUUGGAAUAUUAUUAUUGUUACAAUUUUUUUUUGUUAGUAUUAUUAUUAUUGAAGGAGUUAUGCCAUCUUUUUUCAUUAUGUUUGUCUUUAUACCUUUUUUAUUAAUUUUUAAUUAGUUUAAGCUGUCUGGUUGUCUGUGAACUGGCCAUUUAUGUCCCCAUUGUAUCUUUAAAAUAAUCUAUGACCUGGGUCUUAAAUUAUUUAAAGAUACAAAAGGGAGCAGUGCAAGAAGUAAGGGAAUGGAAGACUCUUAUUAGAGGCUGAACACGGCAUCUUGUGUAAUUGAGAGGCUAAUGACUGAAAACUGAAUAAUAUAUGAAUGACAAUGGAUCCGUAUACAAACUGCCAGGGACUUUGUUUUAAUUUUCUAUGUUUUUGGUAGUUGGUUUCUGAGCUGUGCUGUUAUUUAUGUAUGUCUAGAUUUGAUCAUUAAGGUAAUGUGGGGUCUGUUUAUCUGAUUGCUGUGUCUUCUAAAUUGUUGUUGAGAAUUAAUGAAUACACAAUUUAAGAGAAAAUAUGGCAUUUUUUUAAAAUUAAAAACCUUUUUAGGUGCACUGAUUUACACAAAUGCCUAAACUCCAUGUCUGCCUGUUCUCUGCAGUUCUAGACAAGAGACCUUUCUCACAUCAGGCAUUUUAAGUUGUUACAUGGAUAUAAUUGAGCCAUCAAUAAAGUUAUAGAUCUGUGUUUUUGCUGCAAUAACAUGUUAAAUGUGUACCAUCAAACUAAAUAUCCUGCAGUAAUACCAACCAUUAUUCUCAUGAGAUGCAUUUAUAAGUAAUACAAUCAAUUUCUGAAUUAUAAUUUUAUUUCUUAAAUCUACCUCAAAGAAUGGUAUUGUUCAUUAUUACUACAAUUUGUAAAUAUUCUGUUUUGUCUUGACUUAUAAACAAUAAAGGUGUUUCCAGGUGUUUGUAAAAUAGAAAUAUCACAACUUCUUGUCCACUUUAUA
Scomber scombrus (Atlantic mackerel) is the source of this 4178-nucleotide messenger RNA. It is a transcript of the gene abcb6a, whose product is annotated as ATP-binding cassette, sub-family B (MDR/TAP), member 6a. Bases 250 to 2805 code for a protein of 851 amino acids. Gene Ontology annotation, biological process: heme transport; transmembrane transport. The record is from RefSeq and is a predicted model, not a curated record. Gene Ontology annotation, molecular function: ABC-type heme transporter activity; heme binding; ATP hydrolysis activity. Gene Ontology annotation, cellular component: membrane. The transcript is spliced from 20 exons. NCBI's taxonomy places the organism in Eukaryota, Metazoa, Chordata, Actinopteri, Scombriformes, Scombridae.